UAAAGUGGCGCUAACGUUUGUCCCCCCACCAAAGCACCCGGCAGAACGGGUCACCCGUGGCAGAAGGGAGUUAGAAUUGUUUCCAAACCGUAAAGGGAUCAUGUACCGCAGUUGUGAGAUUAUGCCGUAACGAAGGAGAUUCUUUUCCAUGCGUAUGCAACACCAAUGGCGGUCUAGAAACAAUAUGGCGUCAACAUCUUCAUUGACAGUUACGCGCAUGUGUUAGUAAGGAAUGAAUACGCAGGAACUGUCACGAGCGUGUUCAUUCUCACGACGGGGACGGCAAGGCUUUGUGUACUAACCAGCAGAUCUUAAAUGUAUCCUUCAGCUGCGACAGCUGACUUCGCGGAUACACGUUGUAAUGGUGCUGGAAGGAAGGUAAGGUCUAAUCCACGGGAGUCAUGGAGCGGGAGCUAGGGCCAUCGCCCUUCCGCCUCUUUACACGGGAUUCGCUAUUCAACAUCGAAAGGCGGAUAGCCGAGGAGAAGGCUGCUAAGGAAGCCCAGAAAUUAGCGGCGGAGGGGUCAGAUGAUUCUGAGGAUGAUAUCGAGGAGCCGAGCCACCAUGAGCCGGAGCCGAAACCCAACCCCAAGCUGGAGGCGGGGCGCAAGUUGCCGCCGUCUCUGGAAGACUAUGCAGUCCCGGAGAUCAUUGGCAGACCGCUGGAAGACAUCGACGAGUACUACCACAACAAAAAGACUUUCUGUGUUAUUGGCAAGGACAAGACGAUUUACCGGUUCAGCGCCUUUGACGCGAUGUUUAUUCUCAGUCCCUUCAACCCGAUCCGCCGAGCUACACUCUUCAUUCUCGUCCAUCCAAUAUUUAGUGUAUUCAUCAUGCUCACUAUCAUUGUUAACUGUGUCUUCAUGACCAACACGAACGCACCGGAAGAUUACGUCGAAUAUAUCUUCACUGGUAUCUAUACUGUAGAAGCUCUAGUGAAAAUCAAUUGCCGGGGCUUCGUCAUGACGCCCUUCACGUAUCUCCGGGAUCCCUGGAACUGGCUGGAUUUCUUUGUAAUUAGUGUGGCAUAUCUAACAAUGGCGUUCCCAGAGUUAGGAAAUCUUUCAGCGUUGAGAACAUUUAGGGUGCUUAGAGCUCUUAAAACCGUAGCUGUUAUACCAGGGUUGAAAACCAUUGUGGGUGCCUUACUGGAAGCUGUGCGCCGUCUGCGUGACGUCAUGAUCCUCACGGCCUUCGUGCUGUCCAUCUUCGCGCUGGUCGGGAUGCAGCUCUACUCUGGCCAACUGCUCAACAAGUGUGUCAAAAACUGGACCAUGGUCCUCGGAACCAACGUCACGGAUGAAGAAUUUGAGGCCCAUGUCAACGAUAGUUCUAAUUGGCAGAAACUGGAGGAUGGUCAGUACCAAGUGUGUGGCAAUGGAAGCAGUGCGGGACAAUGUAUUGAGAACUACACGUGUCUUCCGCACCUGGGCGUCAACCCCAACUAUGGCUACACCAGUUUCGACAACUUCGCUUGGGCUCUUCUCUGUGCCUUCCGUCUGAUGACGCAAGAUUAUUGGGAGUCGCUGUAUCACUUAGUAUUGCGUGCUGUGGGCAACGUGCACGCCUUGUACUUCGUGCUGGUCAUAUUGCUCGGCUCGUUCUAUCUCGUCAACCUGAUCCUGGCCAUCGUCGCCAUGUCGUAUGACGAGCAGCAGAGAAAAGACGCCGAGGAUGCCGCUGACGAGGCAGCAGAACGAUUGCUGGAGGAUGAGCGUCGAGAGAUGCUCUCCAACAUGGACAACACGUCCGUGUGUGACGGACUGCCGGACAAGGUGGACGAGAAGGACGAAGUGAGCGUGUACUCGGACCAAUCAGCGAGCAGCUUUCUCCAACCUAAUGCAAUCACACAAAAGCGAGACAGCUUAAGUCUGCCUGGCUCUCCGUUCGUGUAUAGGCGUAACAGCAAGACCAGUCAGUUUAGUUGGAAGAAAAAGCCUCUCAGGGCUACAGACCGCCAGCCUCUGGUACACCAGAACUUGGAAAAUCUUCCUCUUCCAUACGCUGAUGAUUCAACAGCCGUGACUCCAUCAUCAGAUGAUCUAUGCAAUUUCCCCUUUCACAAGAACCUCCCCAAUGGGAGGCGUUUUAGUAUUGCGUCUCAGACGCGAAGACAUCGGCCGGAUGCAAGGCCCCCAUCAAGGAGAAGCAGUUUUGCUUCGAACAUUAGUAGAGCCUCCAGGAAGAGUAGGAAGUCGGUGACAUCUCCAUUAGACCCUCUGACAAAAGAGAGCAAAAUGGAGAGGUUGUUUAAUUUUAGUCGCAAAGGCAGUCAGAGGGUGCCGGAUGUCGUCGUUGAUAAACCGAAAAAAGACGACGCCGCCCAGGAAACAGCGAGUAUCAGCAGUAACGCGUCCGAUGGUAUCGUGGACAAACAUCCGACGAAAUCACAGAGCAACCCUUUCCUUUACCCCUCACCAACUGCUGCCAAUGUCGACAUGAAAGAUGUCAUGGUAUUAAAGGAUCUUAUAGACCAUGCUUCAGGACACAGGAGAAGUUUCAUGAGUGGUGUUAGCGGGAUGCCGCAGGAAACGUUCAAGGACAAAUUGUUUAAAUAUGCUUGUGCCUGGGACUGUUCUCCCACAUUUCAGAAGGCCCAAAAGCUUGUGAGCUUGUUUAUAAUGGACGCAUUUGUGGAUCUGUUCAUCACAAUAUGUAUUGUCGUGAACACCAUGUUUAUGGCUAUGGACCACUAUGAGAUGGCGAAAGAACUAGUAAAAAUGUCCGACGUAGCAAACAAGUUAUUUACAACAAUAUUUGCAUUAGAGGCCUUCCUCAAAAUAUUUGCUCUGAGUCCUGUGGUUUAUUUUAAAGACAAAUGGAAUGUGUUUGACAGUAUUAUUGUGGCCCUUAGUUUAAUGGAACUCGGUCUUAGUCAGAUCCAGGGAUUAUCAGUGUUGCGAGCCUUCCGAUUGCUAAGGGUAUUCAAACUGGCUAAGUCGUGGCCUACUCUGAACAUGCUCAUUGCUAUAGUAGGGAGGACUAUGGGUGCUUUAGGAAAUCUGACUAUAGUUCUUGCAAUAGUUGUCUUUAUAUUCGCUGUGGUGGGCCAGCAACUCUUCAGACCGUAUUAUCAAAAGUAUAAUAACGAAACGUUGUUCCCGGAUGAAAAUGGCAUGCCGAGGUGGAAUUUUGACGAUUUUCUUCACUCGUUUAUGAUUGUGUUUCGUGUUCUCUGUGGAGAGUGGAUUGAAUCCAUGUGGGGGUGUAUUCGAGUGGCAGGUUACCAGUGUGUUCCGUUCUUCUUACUCACCAUGAUCAUUGGAAAUUUAGUAGUUCUAAAUCUUUUUCUUGCCUUGUUGCUGAGCUCGUUCGGGGCGGAGAGUCUUCAGCGAUCUCAGACUGAUGACGAACCCAACAAACUGGCAGAAGCCUUCGACAGAUUCUCUCGCUUUGGAAGCUGGGUCAAGGUGAAGAUCAUCGUCUGCGUGAAGGGCAAGUUGCAGAGGAAGUCUAAACGACCGGGCGGACCAAUCAUAUCGCCAAGCUCGUCCCGCCCGGAGCUGAAUGGGAAGGACCCAAUGGUGGACGGGCAGGCUGUUAUGGGUAAUGGCAACAUCAUUGAGAUCGUUCACGCAGAGGAGGAUGCAGAUCUGUCCAUUUCAACUAAAACAGGGCCAGUGAAAAGCCAACUUGAUUUGACAGAUGGUGAAAAGCCGGUUAUUCGGGCAGACAGUGUCAGUUCUCUGUGCAAGGACCCCAACAAAAGUCCCGAGGCCGAAGAAUCCGAGUGCAGCUCCAGCUGCAGCUCCUUGACAGACGGCACCAAGAGCAAUGUCAAGGUCGAAGCUGAAGGUGAACCAGAAAUCAACGAAGUUGAGAUAACAUAUGUAAAAGAGCCAGAUGAAUGUCUCUGUCGGAUCUGUAUGAAAACGUGUCCGUGGCUACACGCUCUUGAGAAGACGAAAGUAUUUAAGUACUUUUGGAAAUUCAGAUGCUUCAUGUUCAAGGUCACGGAGCAUAAGUACUUUGAAAUGUUCAUCAUCACCAUGAUCAUAUCAAGCAGUGUUGCUUUGGCGUUGGAAGAUGUAUACCUGAAGGAGAGGCCAAUCCUUGAAGCAAUCCUCAAAUAUUUAGACAAGUGCUUCACAGGAAUCUUCAUCCUCGAGAUGUUGGUCAAGUGGGUAGCGUUUGGUUUCAAGACAUACUUCACAGAUGCUUGGUGCUGGCUAGAUUUCAUCAUAGUGUCUCUGUCGUUGGUGAUGCUGGCAGCAGAAUCAUUGCAUCUCGGAGACGUUGGUGCCAUCAAGGCUCUGAGAACGUUGCGUGCGUUAAGGCCUCUCCGCGCCGUGUCUAGAUGGGAGGGCAUGAGGGUUGUAGUGAACGCCCUGAUUAAAGCAGUCCCUUCUAUCUUCAACGUGUUGCUCGUGUGUCUUGUCUUCUGGCUCAUCUUCGGCAUCAUGGGCGUGCAGCUGUUCUCGGGCAGGUUUCACAAGUGCCUCUACCCCGAGAACGGAACCAGAGUGCACUACACCAUAGUGAAUAACCAGUCGGAGUGUUUAGAAAUGGGAUAUAACUGGACCAACUCGAAAAUUAACUUUGAUAACGUUCUCAAUGCAUAUUUAGCUUUGUUUCAAGUAGCAACAUACAAGGGUUGGAUUGGAAUUAUGAAUGAUGCCAUCGAUAGCAGAAUGAAGUACGAACAACCGGCGUACGAGGUUAACCGGUACAUGUACCUGUACUUCGUUCUCUUCAUCAUCUUCGGUUCUUUCUUCACCCUCAACCUCUUCAUUGGUGUCAUCAUAGACAACUUCAACCAGCAGAAGAAGAAAGCGGGCGGCUCUCUCGAGAUGUUGAUGACGGACGACCAGAAGAAGUACUACAACGCAAUGAAGCGAAUGCAGUCCAAGGCGCCGCAAAAGUCCAUACCACGACCAAAGCUUAAAGUGGCUGCCUUAAUAUUUGACAUGACAACUGACCAGAAGUUUGAUAUAGUCAUCAUGGUGGUUAUUCUGCUAAACAUGUUCACGAUGACAUUAGAACAUGAAGGCAUGAGCAACGCAUGGCACGACGCUCUAAACAACAUAAACAUUUUAUUUAUUGCCGUUUUUACGCUUGAGUGCAUUCUAAAAAUUGUCGGACUUCGUCAAUAUUACUUCAAGAUAGCUUGGAACGUCUUCGAUUUUGCAGUUGUAAUUUUAUCAGUUUUAGCUUUAUCUUUAUCCGGCUUCAUGAAAAACUUCUUUGUUUCUCCCACUCUACUUCGUGUGAUUCGUGUCUUUCGAGUUGGUCGUGUUUUGAGAUUAGUAAAAUCCGCCAAGGGGAUUCGAACCUUGCUGUUCUCAUUGGCAGUUUCUCUACCUGCUUUGUUCAAUAUUGGUCUUCUUCUUGCACUGGUGAUGUUUAUAUACGCAAUCAUGGGGAUGAACUUCUUUAGAAACGCCGAGCUGAAGGAAGGACUGGACGACGCUUUUAACUUCAGGACAUUUUACCAGAGUUUUGUACUACUGUUUCAAAUGUGCACGUCUGCCGGCUGGGAUGGAGUGUUAUCGGGUUUGAUCUACAGGUGUCCGCCAGAGGGCCAGUGUGGUGAAUACAUGGUGGCUGUCAUGUACUUGGUGUCCUACCUGGUCAUCAGUUUCCUCGUCGUCGUCAACAUGUACAUAGCUGUGAUUCUCGAGAACUUCAGCCAGGCAACUGAGGAGGUCCAGCAGGGACUCACCCCUGACGACUUCGACAUGUACUACGAAAAGUGGGAGAAGUAUGAUCCCGACGCCACGGAAUACAUUAACUUGUCAGAGUUAUCCGACUUUGUGGAUUUCUUGGAGGAACCACUGCGCCUACCAAAACCAAAUCACUUUAUGCUAGUUAAGUUAGAUAUUGCUAUAUGCGAAUCUGACAUGGUUCAUUGCAAGGAUAUUCUAGAUGCAUUGACGAAAAAUUUCUUGGGCACAACAGAAACUGAAUUGCCACCCGAAGUUAAGCCUGGUGACAAAGAUAAAAAGAUAUACGCUGUAGUGAGUAGCACGCUAAAGCGACAAAAAGAACAUUAUGCUGCAAGAAUCAUUCAAAAGGCUUACCGCAACUACAGAGCUAACAAAGCCGAGGAUAGUGAUGAUAACAGUGGUGGUGGUGGGGAUGAUGAUAAGGAGUGUGCUAAGUCAGAUACAGUGGUCGUUGUUAUAGAUGACGAUCAGACUGACCCGAAUAGCGCAGACCAACAUAAAACCGUGGAACUCCAUGCAAAUAGUGAUGUUGUGGCUUGAUCAGCUUCCUAUUAUUAUUAUACACAUAUUAGUGUUCACAGAGUCUACAGUUUUCUUCCUCUUCUUCUUCUGCUUCUUCUUCACAGUCUAACACAGGAGUAGUUUCUAUGGGAUGCUGUAUACUGGAUUAACCUAUUGCACUCAAUAUGGAAUAUAUUAACCAGUUGUCAUGCAAUAUCAAGUUUGUGUCCCUCCCGAGUCAAAUAAUAUUGACUUUUCUUGUGCUUUAGUGAGUAGCAAAUGGUAAAUAAUUUUACAAAAGUUAUACCUUUAACAAUAAAAUGGCAAUUUAUUCAUAAUUCAAUUUAUUGAAUCAAAUAUAUUCAAACAUCAUUUAAAUAAUAAUCUCCAUAACAAAAUAACAUAGCUUAGAUGAUGAUGAGCGUUGUAAUAGACUGGAGGUUUUUUUUAACAUUAACAUUAAAAAAUGUUAAAAAAAAUGUUUUGGCGAUAUAAUUAAAAUUAUUGAAAAAUAAUUGUUAUAGAUGAGUAAUAUUUCACUGGCAGCCAGUGGUAAG
Molecule: messenger RNA, 6727 nt
Organism: Gigantopelta aegis
Lineage: Eukaryota; Metazoa; Mollusca; Gastropoda; Neomphalida; Peltospiridae
Product: sodium channel protein type 4 subunit alpha B-like
Exons: 28
Coding region: 402-6209 (1935 amino acids)
Biological process (GO): membrane depolarization during action potential; neuronal action potential; sodium ion transmembrane transport
Cellular component (GO): plasma membrane; voltage-gated sodium channel complex
Molecular function (GO): voltage-gated sodium channel activity
Source: RefSeq, a predicted model, not a curated record